Messenger RNA from Solea solea (common sole), 561 nucleotides. RefSeq names its product DIRAS family, GTP-binding RAS-like 1b (gene diras1b). The transcript is spliced from 2 exons. NCBI's taxonomy places the organism in Eukaryota, Metazoa, Chordata, Actinopteri, Pleuronectiformes, Soleidae. Bases 238 to 561 code for a protein of 107 amino acids. The record is from RefSeq and is a predicted model, not a curated record. Gene Ontology annotation, molecular function: GTP binding; GTPase activity.
ACCUCCCACGUCCUAUCUGACAGAAAGAGAGAGGAAGAGCGAGAGAGAGAAGGAGAGAGAGGCAGAGUCUGCGGUGGUGGUGUUAGAAAUCGGACGACAUGAGCUCUACAUGAACCGCGUGAAAAUGCUUUAGGACGCGCGUUUGUCUUUCAUCAGCCUCACACAAGGACGAGCCUGAAGCGGACCUUUAUUCUUCACGAGCAGGUGUAACACUGUCUUUAGCCUGAAGGGGGCAGAAUGCCGGAACAGAGCAACGACUAUCGCGUGGUGGUGUUCGGCGCAGGCGGGGUAGGGAAGAGCUCCCUGGUCUUGCGCUUCGUGAAGGGCACCUUCAGGGACACCUACAUCCCCACCGUCGAGGACACCUACCGCCAGGUGAUCAGCUGCGACAAGAGCGUGUGCACGCUGCAGAUCACCGACACCACAGGGAGCCACCAGUUCCCGGCCAUGCAGCGCCUGUCCAUCUCUAAAGGCCACGCCUUCAUCCUGGUCUACUCCAUCACGAGCAAACAGUCGCUGGAGGAGCUCAAACCCAUUUACCAACAGGUGAGGAGUGUGUGA